Messenger RNA from Pseudovirgaria hyperparasitica, 2604 nucleotides. RefSeq lists its product as uncharacterized. Lineage: Eukaryota; Fungi; Ascomycota; Dothideomycetes; Acrospermales; Acrospermaceae. The transcript has 5 exons. The coding region runs from base 204 to 2573 and encodes 789 amino acids. Gene Ontology annotation, biological process: regulation of actin filament polymerization. Gene Ontology annotation, cellular component: site of polarized growth; plasma membrane; cortical actin cytoskeleton. Gene Ontology annotation, molecular function: actin filament binding. The record is from RefSeq and is a predicted model, not a curated record.
CCAUCUGCUCCACACAACCCACCACCACCACCCCCGAGCUCCACAUUCGCCGAAUCAACACCAGGCUGCCAGUAUUACUCCUUUACAUACACUCACAAAGUGUCGAAUCGCCCUCGUCAAUUGUCCCUGGGCAUCCUCCUCACCUAUUCUGACAGCCCAGUCUCCGCUCCAGCCCCUUGGCGACUCUCCCACCUUCGCUAAACAUGGCUACCUCCGAAGCUACCAUCAGAAAGAUACAUGCGGACAUCGUCUCUAGCAAACUCCCAGCAAACGUCUCGGCGAAAUGGACAAUCUUUUCUGCGGCGCGGGGCCUGAAAGUCGAAGAGGAUUACGACGGCAAUAUGGUUAGAGAGGGCGACAUUGACGCCUUCGUCAAAGACUAUUCCAGCCCGGACUACGAAGGGUCUAUUCUGUUCGCUUUGGUUAAACUGGCCAUACCAAACACGCAGCCUGUCGCCGAAAAAUGCGCUUUGGUUGAAUGGUGCGAUACCAACGCUCCUCCUCUAUUGAGAAACAACUUUUUUCCGGGACAGUCGAAUGCGCUCAAGAAACUUCUGCCGGGCUAUAAUGUACCAAUGGAGAUCCGCACCCGUGAAGACCUGACGGCGGAAGAUGUCCUUCAGAAAGUAGGUGGUGCAGCUCCUCAAGCUGGUGCGCGCGGAGCUGGAGGUCCCCCACCGCCUGUCGCAAGCAAACCCGUCGUCAGCAGGCCUACUCGUGUUGCUGGAGGUGGGUCUGGGUUCAACCCACUCGGAUCUGGGGUCCGAGCUGCGUCUCAAAGAGGAGAUGUUGAUAAAGACGGCUGGGGAGCAGAUGCUCCACCUGUUACACGGUCGCAAUUAGAAAAAGUAGAAUCUGCAUACAAGCCUACAAAAGUCGAUCUUGGCACCAUGCGGCGGUCUGAGCAAGAGCCAUCAAGAUAUAUCACGCCGCAACGGGAUGACACACCAAGCGACGUGGUUCGAGGUGGUUACCAACCUAUUGGGAAGGUCGAUAUUGCCGAGAUUCGGAGGAAGGCUAAGGAGGGCGGAGGAGCACAAGACGACCGUCCAACAAUCGUAAAAGGAGCAUACGAACCUGUCGGAAAGGUCGACAUUGCUGCUAUUCGCGCCAAAGCGCAAGGCCCAGGAGCUGCCUCAACGCCUUCGCGAGUAUCACCAGCUGCUACAGGGGGAUCGGCGCAAGACGAGGAAGCACCAAAGUCCCUGGCCGAGCGAUCCGCGGCAUUCAGUCAAUCCGAACGACUUGCUUCUCUACCGAAACCCAAAGUUGCCAACAAGUUUGGCUCGGGUGGUAGCACAUUCGCAGGCACAAAAGCUCCCACACCGGCUGCUCUUGGACCCAAGCCUACUACUGCAGCUCCGGUCGGUAUCGCAAGCCGCACAUUUGCGGAUGAAGGUGGCAAAACUCCUGCUCAAAUCUGGGCAGAGAAGAAGGCUCGCCAAGGAGGUGCACCACAACCUGUACAAGCACAACCGUCUGGCCUGUCUAGCCAAGCUAGCGGAGAUGGGGGAUGGAAGAGUGGCUACUCUGGAAAGUCAUGGGCUCCUGUUCAGACCACUCAUACUGGUACAGGGAGCAACAUCAGUGCGCAAAAGACUGGUCAAGAAGAACAAGAAGACGAGCCGGUACCUGCAGGUGGCGUCGGUGCCAUUCGUGACCGCUUCAAGGAUGCCGCCCCUAUCGGAAUGGGCGCUCCACCUCCUCCCAGGGGUGUCUCAGCGCCAUCACCUCCACAAAUGGAUAUGUCAAGCAAGCCUCAUGCCGGAGGACCGCGAGGCGUUCCAAUACCUGGCCUUCCUACACGUCCAGCAGCAGCUGAAGAAGACGACUAUCCGGACGAGCAAACGCAACAUAUUCCUCCACCGCCAGCCCAGCCUCGCAGCCCGUCUCCACCAACUCCGGACGAGAUGCGUUCUUCUUCACCAGUGCGGAUUGCUAUGCCCGUAGGACGAGGCGCUGCCCCUGAGCCCGCCGAGGAACCAGAACAGUCCUUACCUGCCGCCUCUUUGUCAAAGGUCGUAUCUGAAAGACAAGAAACCGAUGACGAGCCUCAAGCGGAAGACGACGAAGCAGCUCGCGGCGCUGCACAAACAAUGGGCGGCAGCUCUGCACCCGCGGCAACCGGUGGCCAGCGUGCACAGAUCCAGUACGAUUACGAGCCCGCAGAGGACAAUGAGAUUGAGCUGCGCGAGGGCGAUUUCGUGACCAACAUCGACAUGGUCGACGAUGACUGGUGGAUGGGCGUCAACAGCAAAGGAGAACAAGGCCUGUUCCCAAGCAACUAUGUCGAGCUCGUAGAGGACGAACAACCUGCCGCCCCUGCUCCUGCUCCUGCGCCUGCUGCUCGCGACGUACCUCCACCUCCACCGCCUGCUGCCGCGCCUGCUGCCUCGCAGGGUGCCACCGCCACUGCACAAUACGACUAUGAAGCCGCAGAAGACAACGAGCUCAGCUUCCCAGACGGUGCAACAAUCACCGGUGUCGAGUUCCCCGACGAUGACUGGUGGUUCGGCCAUUAUGGCGGUAAGGAAGGCUUGUUCCCUGCCAACUACGUACAGCUUGACCAGUAGAUUCAUUCAAAAAGAAGAAGAAGAAGAGGAG